GACACCUAUGUUGCCGAUCCUGAGGACCUGAUCGACCAGCACGUCGCUUACUUCCUGCGCAAGAACCCCGAGGUACGGGGCAAUCACAGCAUCCGCCGGCGAACGGUGGGUUCGUACGACAUGGACGGCCGCGAGGUGCAGAUCGAGUGGCAGUAUGCGACGGAGCCGGGCGGCAAGGGCUUCCUCGUGGUGGUCGAUGGCCCACUGCGCCAACCCUUCAGCGACUACAUGAAGAAUACCGAGGAGAAUGCCACGUACGAUGGCCAGGAUCUCAACACCAGCAACCUGCACAUGAUCGCACGGGAUCGGCGUAUCUCCUUCAACGAUACCCACAAGGUGUACAACCGCCUUGAGGCCAUGAAAGUCGCGAAGGAGCAGGCACUGGUUCGUGAAAAGGCUGCGGGCUACGUCAAG
Symbiodinium sp. CCMP2456 is the source of this 414-nucleotide messenger RNA. Lineage: Eukaryota; Dinophyceae; Suessiales; Symbiodiniaceae. The record is from the annotation of a GenBank genome assembly.